Messenger RNA from Macrobrachium nipponense, 639 nucleotides. RefSeq lists its product as uncharacterized. The record is from RefSeq and is a predicted model, not a curated record. Bases 13 to 639 code for a protein of 208 amino acids. Lineage: Eukaryota; Metazoa; Arthropoda; Malacostraca; Decapoda; Palaemonidae. The transcript has 2 exons.
CCGUACAGGUCGAUGACCUCAUCGUCUGGCAUCCGGAUGCGUGUGAGAUCUGUUAUGGGCUUUUUUGCCGAUAUAACCUCGGACUCGACCCCACAGGCUGUCAAGAACACAUCUCUUUCGACCCUCAAGAUCUGGGUUGGCGGAUUUGGCCGUAACGUUAAGGCUAAGAAACCUUAUAUCCUAUCAGAGGAGUUAUGCACCCUCCUCUACCCAAAUGCCAAGAUGUCAGCGGCAGUUCCCAAGGAAGUGGCUGCACCCAUUAUUGCCAAGAUAAGGGAAGACACGCAGUCCUUGCCUGAAGAUCUUGAGGGACUAGGGGAAGAAGUGUUAGAAGACGUGGCGGCCAUCAGCCUUGACAUAGAACCAAUGGUUCUGGAUGCCAGCGAUCAAGGUAGGGAGGUAAGUGGGGCAAGUAGUGUGCGGUCUAAGAUUCCUGUUCUUAGCCCUGCACCAUCUUUAACAUCUUCUCAUGCUUCUUUUCAAGGGUUUACUGCAAAGACCCUGGUUGGGGACAAACCAGGCUCAGUAAUACCAAAAGUCAAACACUUGAGGAAGGCCUUAUCUAAGCCAAGUAAACCAUCUAGGUUACCGAGACUUACCAAGUCAUUAAAUGCAUCUAAGUCUUCGAGAUUCCGGUAG